Staurois parvus is the source of this 300-nucleotide messenger RNA. The record is from the annotation of a GenBank genome assembly. Lineage: Eukaryota; Metazoa; Chordata; Amphibia; Anura; Ranidae.
CUACAUUUCUUUGGUGAAAAUAACCCAAAUCAGUAUUUAAUAUUUAGUCUGUAGGAAAGUUAUAGAGUUCACAAACUAUGGGAUAUAUCUGAAUAUUGAUCAGUCCUGAAGUACUGACAGCCAGUGUAAUUUCUUGAGGCCCAAAAAUGUCAGAACAGUACAGAUAUCCCCCAAAUGACCACUUUUUGCAAAGUAGACAGUCUGACGUAUUUCAUAAGAGGCUUGGCAAGUUUUUUGAAGUUGUACUUUGUCAUACUUCUUCGGAAAAUUAAUAAAUUUUUUUUUUACAUACUGUCACCA